AUGUUGAGAGCAACGGAAGGUUUGUUUCAAUCCAGCAUCUUUUUCCUCAGGACCCAGCCACCUCCUAAGCUCCCUGUGGGCCCCAGUCACAAGCUGUCUAACAAUUACUACUGCACUCGUGAUGGCCGGCGGGAAGUUGUGCCUCCCUCAGUCAUCAUGUCUUCACAGAAGGCUCUGGUGUCGGGCAAAACAGCUGAGAGCUCAGCUGUGGCAGCCACUGAGAAGAAGGCAGUGACGCCU
Molecule: messenger RNA, 240 nt
Organism: Microtus ochrogaster (prairie vole)
Lineage: Eukaryota; Metazoa; Chordata; Mammalia; Rodentia; Cricetidae
Gene: Ndufa7
Product: NADH:ubiquinone oxidoreductase subunit A7
Exons: 3
Biological process (GO): ATP synthesis coupled electron transport; mitochondrial electron transport, NADH to ubiquinone
Cellular component (GO): mitochondrial inner membrane; respiratory chain complex I
Source: RefSeq, a predicted model, not a curated record